This is a messenger RNA of Oncorhynchus kisutch (coho salmon), 5580 nucleotides long. RefSeq names its product cytochrome P450 26B1. Gene Ontology annotation, biological process: sterol metabolic process. The coding region runs from base 1053 to 2381 and encodes 442 amino acids. Gene Ontology annotation, molecular function: iron ion binding; monooxygenase activity; oxidoreductase activity, acting on paired donors, with incorporation or reduction of molecular oxygen. Lineage: Eukaryota; Metazoa; Chordata; Actinopteri; Salmoniformes; Salmonidae. The record is from RefSeq and is a predicted model, not a curated record. The transcript is spliced from 6 exons.
CUGUUACUAUAUAAACACAUACUGAGAGAGGCUGCCUGCGCUUCCCACUACACACACUCAGAGAAACCUGUAUGUGAAAGACAGAUGGAGUUCGAGAGGGACAGAGAGAGAGUGACACGACAGAGAGUGUGUGUGUGAGUGAGAGAACGAACGCUACUAGUUGGGAAAGAAGGUAUAGAGAGACAGGGGAGACGACUAACGGUUGCCUAAAGCAGCAUCAGAAGACUCGGUGACGGUCUCUCUCUGGCUCCACCGGGCUCCCGCGCGCUCUGCUGCAAGAACUAACUGCAAAACGGAUUAUUUAAUUUUGUAAUUUUUUUAAAAUGUAUUUUUCUCUUCGUCUGCUUCUUGAAUAACACUUUAUUUUACAAUCUUGAGAAAGAUUUAAGCAGGUAUAAUACGUGUUUUUUUUUGGCGGAAUAGAGGGAGAGGGGUUAUUCUGGGAAGGUUUUCCUCUACUUUCCAUUUCUUGUAACUUUUUUAAAAGAAAAGCCCCAGUUUAUUUUCAGAAUACUUUCCGAGACUCGCUCACUGUUUCCACGUGCGCUCUGAGAGCGGGACAAAUAACUGUCAAACGGAUCUUUUUUUUAUCCCGUAUUGUUAUAUUUUCUUAUUUAGGGAAAUUGACCUACAAAAAUCGAACCAAAAAUGAGAUUUCAAACGUUAAUUCAUCAGUUUCCACUCUCGAUGAAUGCUUUCCUUCAUUAAAGUUAUUGAAGGUGACGUUUUUUAAAAGGACUUUGUAACAUAUUUCUUUACACACUGAUUGAUAACCUUGGAACUGCGAGAGGGGAGAGAGUUCAGCGCGUCAUCUCCAUUGAAUUGUUAUCUAUUUCAACGAGAACAAAAACUAGCAUUUUUAUAGUUAUUUAUUUCAUAAUCAAUCAAUUACAAUCAAUCAAAUCAUUUUUAUCGAUAACCAUCGAUAUAUUGAUUGAUCAUCCUCAGAGCAUUUCCAAUUCCUUAUAACUCAACUUCCCUGCACGGUGGUGAGAUCAGUGAUUUCCUCCUCCCCUCCACCACCAUCACCCAGACACCGACCCUUCCUCGCCAUGCUAUUCGAUAACUUUGACCUGGUUUCAGCCUUGGCCACGCUAGCGGCCUGCGUGGUGUCCAUGGUCCUCCUCCUAGUUGUGUCCCAGCAACUCUGGCAGCUCCGAUGGACGUCGACCCGGGAUAAGAACUGCAAGCUGCCGAUGCCCAAAGGUUCCAUGGGGUUCCCCAUCAUAGGAGAAACCUGCCACUGGCUCGUCCAGGGGUCGGCGUUCCACGCAUCGCGGAGGCAAAAGUACGGCAACGUCUUCAAGACCCACCUUUUGGGACGCCCCCUGAUCCGGGUCACCGGUGCGGAGAAUGUCCGGAAGGUUCUAAUGGGAGAGCACACAUUGGUCAGCGUGGACUGGCCUCAGAGCACCUCGACCCUACUGGGACCCAACUCACUGGCUAACUCUAUAGGAGAUAUACACCGCAAGAGACGAAAGGUCUUUUCCAAGGUAUUCAGUCAUGAGGCUCUGCAGUCCUACCUCCCUAAGAUCCAGCAGGUGAUCCAGGAGUCACUGAGGCUGUGGAGCUCCAACCCAGAACCCAUCAACGUCUACAGGGAAUCCCAGAGGCUGUCGUUCCACAUGGCAGUGAGGGUACUGCUGGGGUUCAGAGUAGCAGACGAGGAGAUGAGACAUCUGUUCAACGAGGCGACCAUUGAGCUGAUCUUCGCAGCGUUUGCCACCACGGCCAGUGCCUCCACCUCUCUCAUCAUGCAGCUCCUACGCCACCCUGCCGUGUUGGAGAAGUUACGAGAGGAGCUCCGGACCAGGGGGAUCCUCCACAACGGCUGUCUGUGCGAGGGGGAACUGGGUCUGGACACCAUCGUUAGUCUGAAGUAUCUGGACUGUGUGAUUAAGGAGGUGCUGAGGCUCUUCACGCCCGUGUCUGGGGGUUAUAGGACGGCCCUGCAGACCUUUGAACUAGACGGGGUACAGAUCCCGAAGGGUUGGAGUGUGAUGUACAGCAUCAGAGACACACACGAUACCUCCUCCGUUUUCAAGGACGUGGACGCCUUCGACCCCGACCGCUUCUCCCAGGAACGCAGCGAAGACAAGGAGGGACGCUUCCACUACCUCCCGUUCGGCGGCGGCAUCCGCUCCUGUCUCGGGAAACAGCUCGCCACUCUCUUCCUCCGUAUACUGGCCAUCGAGCUGGCCAGCACCAGCCGGUUUGAGCUGGCGACCCGGAAUUUUCCUCGAGUGGUGACGGUGCCGGUGGUUCAUCCAGUGGACGGGUUGAAGGUGAAGUUCUACGGUCUGGAUUCUAACCAGAACGAGAUUCCGUCAGAUCUACUAGCCGACAUCAAAACGGAAGAGCUGCUGGGAGCCGCGGUGUAGAUCGUUGAUUUGGAUUGGACGAAGCACGGGUGAAGGAGGAAGGGAGGGAGGGAAUAGAGGGAGGAGAAAUGAGAGAGAGGAGGAGGAUGGAUGGAGGACAUGGCAGAGAGAGUAAAAGGAGGAUGGGAGGUCAGGACUGAUCUAGCAUCCUUUUUUUCCCCCAUUUUGCUGAUGUCUUGGAAUGUUGGAUGUCUCCGUUGAACUCUAAAAAGGAACAUUCUGAAUUCUGUUUCCUUCUCUUUUCUCGUGUUAUUGUCAGGUCAUUGGAACUUUCUGGGAGACUAAGAAGAAGAACAGAAGGUGCCAAAAAAAGUGUAUAAUCUCUAUUCCGUUUGUUUUCCAAGAAAUAUACAAAACUAUGUAUAAAAUGAAAAGUAAUGUAAUAUAAUGAAUGAAUUAAAAAACAGAAGAUUUAAUGUUGAGAGAAGUUAUGCACAGUUAGGAAACAGAUUCUUACGGGGAGUGUAUUUUGGAUUAGAGGGAUGGAUGGAGGUAGGGAAGAACGAACGACAUAAUGGGAUAAAACAGGGUAUAAUGAUUUAAGAAGCUUAGGGAAAGGAUAACAGACAGGAGAAUCUACACAGGAGAAAGAGAGAGACUCUUAAAGUGAAUGAAGCAUCCAGAGCUAGAGAGAGAAGGGUCAGAGGUGGGCUCAUACAGACUUGUAUAUAUCAAGGUGCUUCAAAUCCAGUCCUGGCAAGUGGUAAGGUUUUACAGGCUUUUCUUCCAGCUCUAACACACGUCUCUCAAACAAUCUAUCAACCUAUCAACUAUCACGAUUAGUUAACUGAGGCGUUUUUACCAGGAAAAUGGACUAUAAUUCUCCAGGAUGGGGUUGAAGCAGAGACCCCCUGCUAUAAAGGACUUCAGGGAGAAUGCGAAAGAGAGACUCAAACCUGGAAAGGACUUUAGGAUUGUGUGUUAAUAGCUCAGGUGUGGAAGGGGAUCUUUCAUUGGACGUAUUUUCAUAUCUUCAUUUUUUAUUUUUUUACUCAACCUGCACAUAAGAGACGAUCAGUUGUUCCCAUAUCAUCCCCCUUCCCCUUCAAACACUCGAAUCUGUGCUAUGAUGUCAUCGGACGAUGUGUCCGUGUGUCCGUCGCUUGGCCUGAUAUCUGCCUCUUUGCUUGACUGGAUGUGUUACGGAUAGAAAGGAGAAGCAUUUUUCUAAAGCUAUCAGAAUCGUCUAAGCUGGAGGAAGAAUGAUAGAGAGAAAGAGAAGGGGAGAUAAAGAAAGAGAAGAAGAGAUAAGAGAGAGGGGAAGAGAGGGAGAGAUAGAGGAGGAGAGGAGAUAUACUUGCUGCUUGAUAGUUGCUUUGUUUUCGUUUUGUAUUUCAGUUGGAGCAGAGUGUUGUUGUACUCUGUGGGACGUGAAGGUGACAUUUUGACUAGCUGCUCCUCUUUAUCAACACAAAAAUGCAAAAUUGAUUUAAAGAAAAAUCUAAACUUUAUUAGCUAAUGAGAUUUAACAACGUGAGACGAUUGCACAAUCAGAAUCAUUUUUGGAACUUAUUACCCCAACACCAGGAAAUGUCCAUCAUGGAUACGGAGAGAAAAUACUUCCAAAACAAAACUACUUCCUGUAUAACUCGUCAAAAGAAUACUUAAUGAACUUAAUGAACAUUCCGGAACUCACAAGCAUUCCGGAACUCACAAGCAUUCUGGAACUCACAAGCAUUCUGGAACUCACAAACAUUCUGGAACUCACAAGCAUUCUGGAACUCACAAACAUUCUGGAACUCACAAGCAUUCUGGAACUCACAAACAUUCUGGAACUCACAAACAUUCUGGGACUCACAAGCAUUCUGGAACUCACAAGCAUUCUGGAACUCACAAGCAUUCUGGAACUCACAAACAUUCUGGAACUCACAAACAUUCUGGGACUCACAAGCAUUCUGGAACUCACAAGCAUUCUGGAACUCACAAGCAUUCUGGAACUCACAAACAUCCUGGAACUCACAAACAUUUGUGGAAUUCACAAACAUUCCGGAACAUUCUGGAACAUUCUGAAACAAAAUCCCCAAAAUCCUUGGACAGUUGGGAGUUUUAUCCGGAGGGAGCUAGGACCCAGGGACUGUUGGGAAAAGCUUCAAUAAAUGAUAUUCUACUACCGUCUUCUACAGAUAUGUAAUGUCUAUAGUGUUAAAGACGUAUAUAUUCUGGGACCAACUACACCACUGAUUGUCUACACAUACUAUAAGUACAGUGAGCUGCUUGUGUGUUUCUAAAUGACAGAUAUAGAAGUGCAUCAUAUAUAGAUUGUGUGUUUCUAAAUGACAGAUAUAGAAGUGCAUCAUAUAGAGAUUGUGUGUUUCUAAAUGACAGAUAUAGAAGUGCAUCAUAUAGAGAUUGUGUGUUUCUAAAUGACAGAUAUAGAAGUGCAUCAUAUAGAGAUUGUGUGUUUCUAAAUGACAGAUAUAGAAGUGCAUCAUAUAUAGAUUGUGUGUUUCUAAAUGACAGAUAUAGAAGUGCAUCAUAUAGAGAUUGCAAGUGAGAUUUCUCGUUUUUUUAUUGUAUUUUAACAUUGUAUUUAGCAAAUAUUUGUAUUUUGUGAAAAGCAAAGAGGGAGUUCUGUUUAUUCUGAUUCUUGUGUUUAGUAAGUAAGCCAUGAGUUAACACCUGUUCUAUCUAAUAACCUAAUAUUAUUAUUAUUGACUAUUAAUAUUUCUCAUUGUAAUAAAAUAUUAUUAUUUUAAGUUGCCAUUUUUAUUAUAUUUCCAGAGUUUUAGUAUAAAUGUCAAAAGUCUGUUGGUAAAUAUCUUUAUAUUUAGUACGAUAUGAAUUAUUUCAGUUAUAUUGUAAAACAGCGUUGAAUAUGUUAUUGUUUAUUGUAAUAAUUAUUAUUAUUUUGUGUUAUUAUUAUAAUUAUCAUUAUAAUUAUUAUACUAAUAAUUAUUAUUAUUAUCACCACAUUCAUUUAUUAUUCAUAUUAAGAAGACAAUUACUAAUUAGUGUCCCAUUUGACACCCUAUUCCCUAUACAGUGCACUACUUUUGAUCAGAGUCCUACGGUAAGUAGUAAACUAAUAAGGGACUAGGGUGUCAUUUGGGAUGCAAGUCUAUCGCUGUCUGUCUGUCUUUCUGUACAUAAUGUGUAUUUCAUUUUACAGAUCCCAACAAUUCACUUAGUUCAAAUAUGAAUGUUUUUCAACUGUGAUUCUUAAAUGUACUCCUGUAAUAAAAUAUAAUGUGAAAAUUAA